UGGUGACGUCACCGCUCCCACACCGAGAGCUCGCGGGCUGAAGCGCGCACACUGCCAUGAACUUCGGAGCGUAACUUCGCCGUUUUUCUCGCUUUUCGGACGGGGUGGGAAACUAUAACGAGAUUUAUAAUUUUUUUCCCCCUCCUCAUCAGAACAGGCAACAUUCGGAGAAUUUAGUUGCAUAUUUUUGCCUUUUUUUUUCCAGCAGCAUGUCGUCUGCGGCGGUCGCUGCCUCGCGCAGGCAGUCGUGUUAUUUGUGCGAUCUGCCCCGCAUGCCGUGGGCGAUGAUCUGGGAUUUUACCGAGCCCGUGUGCCGCGGAUGCGUCAACUACGAAGGAGCGGACCGGAUCGAGUUCGUGAUCGAGACCGCGCGGCAGUUGAAACGCGCGCACGGAUUCCAGGAGGGCAGAUCACCGGGACCGGUGGGGAAACCGGGUAAGGACAUCCAGCCCAUGAACCACACAGAACCGGGCUCGCGUGCUCCGCAGCCGCUGGAUCGCUACCCGCUCGCGUCGGACAGACCCCCCAGACUGGGUCCGGAGUACCAGGCGGGACGGCAGGCGAACGGGAUCCCGGUGCCGAACGGCUUCCCGAAGCCCGACGAGCCCCCGGAGCUGAACCGCCAGAGCCCGAACCCGCGUCGGACCGGCGCCGUGCCUCCUAACCUGGUUCCGCUGGUCAACGGGAGCAUCCCGCCGGUGCACGCGCUUAACGGGAGAUCCGUGCAGAUGGGGAUCCCCCACGGUGCUUUGGUGGCGGAGCAUGUGGGCAAGCGCGCGGACGACAUGAAGGACAAACACCGCGCCGACAGCAUGAGCGACCCGAGCGACGGACACAAGCGACUCGAGGACUGGACUCAGAAGGGCAAGACGGUGCGGGAGAUGAUGACGCUGCAUAGCAUCGACUCCCGGUUCAAGAAGGAGCAUGCACCGCUCCCGCACAGGAUGGGGUACGAGAGCAGCUCCAGUGCCUUAAAAACAGACCGCGGUAAGCACUCUCGGGGAAUUAAAAGGAAACCCUCUCCCGAGCCGGACGGGGAGGGCAGCGCCGCCAAGCUCAAUGGUGAGGGUCAGCCGUGGUUGCCGUCUCCAUCCGAGGUGCUCAAGAUGCCCUCCGCGGCCCUGCCGGGAUUCGCUGCCGCUCCCCCCUCGACGAUCUCCCCGCAUUCGCGCACCACCCCGCCAGAGGCGGCCACCGCCAUGCAGAACGGCCAGUCACCGAUGGCCGCGCUCAUUUUGGCCGCGGACAACGCGGGCGCCGGUACCGGCUCGCCUAAAGAUGCUGGCAACCAGGUGCACUCCACGACCUCGUCAGCCGCGGGACGGCGCAACAGCGGAAGCCCACAGUCGCCCUCGGCCGGACAGAGGCGGCUCGCGCUGGGAACGUCGGGAACGGCGACCGCGCACAUCCCAGGCAUGGACCCGCAGGCCGGGCAUCCGCAGAGCAUUCCCGAUUCCUCGGUGCCGCCCGGAAGCGUGCCGUUGUGCUGCACCCUGUGCCACGAGCGUCUCGAGGACACACAUUUCGUCCAGUGCCCGUCCGUUCCAUCACACAAGUUCUGUUUCCCGUGUUCCCGCGAGAGCAUCAAACAGCAGGGGGCGACGGGAGAGGUUUACUGCCCGAGUGGCGAGAAAUGCCCGCUUGUUGGUUCCAACGUACCCUGGGCGUUCAUGCAGGGCGAAAUAGCCACCAUAUUGGCUGGGGACGUAAAGGUUAAAAAGGAGCGGGACCCUUGAUUUUGCUUUUUUCGCGCAUAAUAUACACAAAUCAUAUUGCAUACCAUCCAAACGAGAACUAACCGGACAUGUACAUAUGAACUUAAGGGAACUGUACACUUGGUAAACAUGGCUGUAUAAUUUUUUUUGAUUUUCCCUUUUUUGAGUACAUUGUGUUUCUAUGUUUUUUCCGAAGAUUAAACGGUAUGUACGUGCUAUAACACCCCCCCCCCUCCCCCAAUUCAGUGGUUGUAGACCUGGUGGCAGUCCAUGUUUAAACACAGAAUGUGACUAAUACUCUUUAAGCACUUGGCAAGAACUGAAACGCUUUUAGCUGUAUUGUAUGCACUUGUUUAAAAAUUGCCAAAUACAAUUUCUGACCUUGUAAUAACAA
Cyprinus carpio (common carp) is the source of this 2109-nucleotide messenger RNA. Its product is annotated as interferon regulatory factor 2-binding protein 2-B. Gene Ontology annotation, cellular component: nucleus. The record is from RefSeq and is a predicted model, not a curated record. Gene Ontology annotation, biological process: regulation of transcription by RNA polymerase II. Gene Ontology annotation, molecular function: transcription corepressor activity. Lineage: Eukaryota; Metazoa; Chordata; Actinopteri; Cypriniformes; Cyprinidae.